AUGUCUACCCUUGACUCUACCAUACGCCCAACAGCCUACGGUUCCGACACUGAGAGUGACGGACAAGCCUCCGGUGGCCGCAAAGUCUCUUCGAAAGUUGGCCCGGUCCCAUCUUCAGCAACCCUCAACCGACCUGCCGGAAACAUCAUCAAGGGCCCAGUGGAUGACAAUGGCAAGCCGAAGGACGCUGCUUUGCUACUCGGCAUCAAGCUAGAUUUGGAGGCAGAGAUUCACUUGACAGCAAGGAUUCGAGGAGACAUUACGAUUGGAUUGUACUGA
Alternaria atra is the source of this 279-nucleotide messenger RNA. RefSeq lists its product as uncharacterized. NCBI's taxonomy places the organism in Eukaryota, Fungi, Ascomycota, Dothideomycetes, Pleosporales, Pleosporaceae. The transcript is spliced from 2 exons. The record is from RefSeq and is a predicted model, not a curated record. The coding region runs from base 1 to 279 and encodes 92 amino acids.